AUGCUAGCGCAAGCAGCUGCGCACAGGCUGCCAAGCUGGGAUCCCACCGCUACUCGCAAUUCUCCAGUAUACGUCAACCUCGAGCGGCAGCUACGAUGGAGCGAGGAGGACGCAGGGAAGCCUUCCCACUCGAACCUCCCAGGAGGCCCCACAAGGGAAACCACCUACACUGCGUGGCCCACCGUCCGCAAUCGUCGACAUCAUUCAUAUGCUUUGCAGGCCGUGGUGCAUCCCAGACUCAGGGCCGCGGUGAUCCAGGACUGGCAGGAGGAGAAGAGGAGGAGGGCAGCGGCCCAGGCGCAGGCGCGGCCGCGCAGCGCCGUCAUGAGCUGGCCCGGGCGAGGGCGCCGAUCCUGGUCACCCGGGGACAUGACUCUGGGUGAGCUGUCGAGGCUCUCCGACGACGAUGCCAUCGCCAACGAAGCGGGGAGGCGCGCCCUGCUGGUGUACGCGGAGGCGGUGCGGGUAAUGGCCCGGUCAGUCCGGCGAGCGGAGCAACGCGUGGCCAGCGACGCCAACGUGCGGCUCAGCCCUCGACCUUUCUUGGUCCUGAUGACAGAGGCUGCCCUCAAUGACGAAGUUCGGGCUUUGCUGGAAGGGGACGGAUUGACGCCCCUCGUCCUGUCCACUUUUGGCAGCGACGGCGUGGUGGUGCCGUCGCGCCGAAAGCAACGAGGCGAGACCGGCGCUCUCCGCGGGGAUGAGCGGGAUGAGGAGGUGGAGAACCAGACGGAAGACCUGGAGACCAUUGAGCUCUCCUGGUGGCUGAAGAUCAAGCUGUGGAGCUUGACUCAGUACCGCCGCAUCGUCUACCUGGACGCAGACACUCUGGUGACUGGGCCCAUUGAUGAGCUCUUCGCCUUGCCGGACGAGGUGGCCUUUGCUGCACCAGCCCACCUCUCCCGCGACGGGACAGGCUCGGAGAUCUCGGUGGGUGUCAUGAGCCUCCGGCCGGACAGGCAGAUCUACGAAGCCCUCCUCUCGUUCAUCUCGGGGGCCGCCGAGCACUUCGUGACGGGCGUGCGCUCUGUGGACCAGAUGCUUCAGCACAGCUUCUUCGCCAGCCACUUCCGCUGGGGCGGCUAUCCCAGGUGGGAGGUGGGCACCGGCCGCUUCGCAGGCUGCGCCGAGGAUGCCCCGCCCAUGAGCCCCAGCGGCUUCGAGGCUCCUGGCCAGGAAAGCCUUGGGCUGGUGUGCGUCCUGCCGCCUCGGUACGACUUUUGCGUCUCGUAUCCGGCGCUCGUUGCUGGCAUGGACUCGGCCGAGUUUCAAGAGGCCGAGUUGGCGAUCCAGUUCCUCCAGCCAGGCGAGCGCGCGGAAGGGGAAGGCUUUCUUCCGCAGCUGCGCGCUAAGCUGCUGCACUGGACGGGGCCGCGGAGAAAGCCCUGGAUGCACUACCUCUCCAUUUCGCGCACGCUCUUCGACAGCCUCUGGUGGAAUGAGCAUGACGAGAUGUGCAAGGAGGUCGAGGAGCAGCGCCGGCACUCCCUUGAUGGACCCGCGCUGUGCCGUUUCGAUUGCGAAUCCUUGUAG
Messenger RNA from Symbiodinium natans, 1533 nucleotides. The record is from the annotation of a GenBank genome assembly. Lineage: Eukaryota; Dinophyceae; Suessiales; Symbiodiniaceae.